AUGAAUGCGAAUCACAACGGGAAUCAAAGUUACCAUAAUCUCUGGAACGAUGGGCUUAUCUGUGCUUUCGAGUUUCGCCGAGGUCGCCGUAAGCAGCGAAAAGAUCCGCCGGAAAAUUUGCUCCAAAUCUGUAGAUCAGGAGAAGUAGAAGAAGAAGAACAUUCGAGGAGCUAUUGGCGACCAAUUGGAUGGGAGAGGCUCUCGGAGCUUGUUCAGACUGUGAACGUUGAUCAUGACUGGGAAUCGCAGAACAUGGCUAUUGAUGAUGAGGUUGAAGCGACGGUUGCUGAGCUGGCUGCUCCUUACUGGGAACGGCCGCUUGCUGGACCAACGUGGUGGUGCCAUGUAGAUGCUAGCCAUCAAGGUAUUGCCUUGUGGCUGCGUAAUGCGCAGUGGUUGCAUCCGGCUGUGAGCGUUGCUCUCCGGGACGAAAGCAAGCUCAUCAGUGAACGCAUGAAACAUAUUUUCUAUGAGGUUCCGGUUAGAGUUGCUGGAGGGCUGUUGUUUGAGCUGUUGGGGCAAUCAGCAGGUGAUCCUUUUAUAGAAGAAGAUGAUAUACCAAUCGUGUUAAGGUCAUGGCAAGCGCAGAACUUGGUAGUGACUGCAUUGCAUGUCAAAGGCUUUGCCUCGAAUAUUAGCGUGUUAGGGAUUACAGAAGUCCAGGAAAUGCUUAUCGCUGGUGGAGCUUGCAUUCCAAGAACUGUCCAUGAGCUAAUAGCACAUCUUGCAUGCCGCCUUGCUCGUUGGGAUGAUAGGCUAUUCCGCAAGUAUACAUUUGGUGCAGCCGAUGAAGUUGAGUUGAUGUUCAUGAACAAGAGAAUGUAUGAGGAUCUAAAUCUGUUUACUAUAAUCUUGAAUCAAGAAAUCAGAAGGCUUUCGACACAGGUUAUCCGGGUGAAAUGGUCUCUUCACGCCAGAGAAGAGAUUGUGUUCGAGCUGCUUCAGCAAUUGAAAGGCAACACAACGAAAGAAUUGCUAGAAGGAAUAACAAAGAGCACACGCGACAUGAUCAAUGAGCAAGAAGCCGUGCGUGGCCGGUUAUUCACUAUCCAAGACGUCAUGCAAAACACUGUCCGAGCAUGGUUACAGGACCGGAGCCUCACGGUUACACACAACCUAGGAAUCUUUGGAGGAGUUGGUCUCUUGCUUACGAUAGUGACUGGUCUGUUUGGAAUCAACGUGGAUGGGAUACCAGGAAAUAAAGAUUAUCCACAAGCCUUUGCGCUUUUCUCAGUGAUUCUUUUCUUCUCGGGUUUGGUGUUAGUGGUCGCAGCUUUGCUUUACCUUGGACUCAAGGAGCCAGCGGCGGAAGAGAAUGUGGAGAUUAGGAAACAAGAACUUGACGAAAUGGUCAAGAAGUUUCAACGAGAAGCUGAGUCUCAUGCUCAAGUCUGCCAAAAAGUUCCUCAGAGCUUGGAACGCUCGGCUGGUUCUAGUAGAAUGAGAGUACAUGAUCCUAAUGGUUACGUUCUCAUCGAAUGA
Microthlaspi erraticum is the source of this 1482-nucleotide messenger RNA. The record is from the annotation of a GenBank genome assembly. Lineage: Eukaryota; Viridiplantae; Streptophyta; Magnoliopsida; Brassicales; Brassicaceae.